Molecule: messenger RNA, 729 nt
Organism: Vicia faba (fava bean)
Lineage: Eukaryota; Viridiplantae; Streptophyta; Magnoliopsida; Fabales; Fabaceae
Source: the annotation of a GenBank genome assembly
AUGGCCACUUCAACCAAUGUCUUGAGUUCCUUUAUCAACCCUACUACUAUUGCCACCACCCCAAAAUCGUUUCUAACACCCCCAUCUUCUUUCACACCUUUCACUUCAUCAAAUUCAUCUCUCACAAAGAGCCUUAAGAUCAACGCAGUUCCUAAGAAAUCUUUUACUUGCCAAAGUCAAGUAAGCGAGCACGUUAACACCGAAAAUGCUCAAGAAUUGUUUGUGUAUGAACUCAAUGAAAGAGACCGUGGUAGCCCUGCUUAUUUGAGAUUAAGCAACAAAAGUGUUAACACUCUUGGUGAUUUAGUUCCUUUCAGCAACAAAUUGUACACUGGUGACCUACAAAAACGUAUUGGAAUAACAGCUGGAAUAUGCAUAUUGAUUCAACACAAUGAAGAAAAGAAAGGAGAUAGAUAUGAAGCAAUCUACAGUCUUCAUUUUGGAAACUAUGGUUCAUUAGCAGUUCAAGGACCAUACCUUACUUAUGAAGACACAUACCUAACUGUGACUGGUGGUUCUGGAAUAUUUGAAGGUGUUAGUGGACAAGUGAAGUUGCAUCAAAUUGUGUUUCCGUUUAAGAUUCUUUAUACAUUUUAUUUGAAGGGUAUUAAGCCUUUGCCUCAAGAGUUUCUUGGUCAACAUGUUGAGCCUCAUGUUGGAGUUGAAGCUUCUGCUGAUGCUAAGGCUCUUAAGCCUCAUGCUACCAUUGCUGGAUUUAAAAAUUACUAG